AUGCAGAAGUGGGCCCCCGCCGACCCCUCCGCGCCCGCGCCCGCCCCCUCCCCGGGCCACGCGCCCUCGACCUCCAUCGACCGCAUCGUCCACCGCCUCCGCAACCUCGGCCUCGGCACCGACGACGACGAGCCCUCCUCCUCCCCCGCCGACGCCCCGCUCGACGGCAGGGAGCGCCUCGGCGACCUGCUCGACCGCAGCUGGGCGCGCCCCGACCGCCAGUUCGCCGCCUCCGGCCUCGACGAGGCCGUCCUCCCGUGGGAGAGGGACCGGGAGAGCGACGGCGAGGAGGCGGACGGGGUCAAGAGGAAGCGGGUCAGGGCGCCCUCCCUUGCGGAGCUCACCAUGGACGACGUGGAGCUGCGCCGCCUGCGGGGCAUGGGCAUGACCCUCAAGGACCGCAUCACCGUGCCCAAGGCCGGGGUCACGCAGGCCAUCACGGAGAAGAUCCACGACGCCUGGAGGAAGUCGGAGCUGGUCCGCCUCAAGUUCCACGAGGACCUCGCCAACGACAUGAAGACUGCCCAUGAGCUUGUCGAGAGACGAACAGGAGGAUUGAUCAUAUGGAGGGCAGGGAGUGUCAUGGUUGUCUAUCGCGGGAGCAAUUACACGAGGCCUCUGAAAUCUCAACCUUUGGACGGUACCUCGUCACUGAGGAAGGGUGAAGAUAGUACAUUGUUCAUCCCCGAUGGCUCGAGCACUGCUGAGAGUGAUAAUCAGGGGAAGGAUCUAACUGCUCAACAUGAUAAUGCACCCAUAUUGGAUCUGCACAAUACAGAGGACAUGACGGAAGAAGAGCUGGAGUUCAAUCAAAUGCUUGAUGAGCUGGGCCCUCGUUUCGUGGAUUGGUGGGGAACAGGAAUUUUACCUGUGGAUGCCGACUUGCUGCCUCAAACAAUUCCAGGUUAUAAAGCGCCAUUUAGAGUUCUUCCAACUGGAAUGCGUACAAGCCUUACCAACUCAGAGCUCACUAAUUUGCGAAAGUUAGCAAGGAACCUCCCUUGUCAUUUUGCUCUAGGGAGAAACCGGAAUCAUCAAGGCUUGGCCGCGGCUAUUGUUAAGCUUUGGGAGAAGAGUUUGGUGGUGAAAAUAGCUGUCAAACGUGGAAUCCAGAACACAAAUAAUAAGCUGAUGUCAGACGAAAUAAAGAAUCUAACAGGGGGUACCCUGCUUCUUCGAAAUAAAUAUUACAUUGUAAUAUAUCGUGGAAAAGACUUCCUCCCAACGUCUGUUGCUGCUGCCUUGGCUGAAAGAGAGGAGUUGACAAAAGAUAUCCAGAAUCUAGAGGAGCAGAGAAGAUCCAUUUCCAUUGAACACUCUCCGGAGGAUGGUUUUGAUGGGCAUGCUCUCGUAGGAACUCUUGCUGAAUUUCAGGAGGCGCAAGCCCGUUGGGGAAGAAAUGUAACUUCUAAGGAGCAACAAGAGAUGAAAGAAGCGUCUUUUAGAUCAGAAAAGGAAAAGCUUUUCAGAAGACUCGAACACAAGCUUUCCAUUGCUCAAGCAAAAAUACAUAAAGCAGGGAAGUUAUUAUCAAAGAUUGAAGCUUCUAUGGUCCUUGCAAACCCAUCCGAUGACCGAGAAAUGAUCACAGCCGAGGAGAGAUCUGUUUUCCGUAGAAUUGGUCUGAAAAUGAAAGCAUAUUUGCCUGUUGGAAUCCGUGGUGUCUUUGAUGGCGUCAUUGAAAAUAUGCACUUGCACUGGAAGCACAGGGAAGUUGUCAAAUUGAUUACAAAGCAAAAGACCUUGGCGUUUGUUGAGGAGACAGCACGACUUCUAGAGUAUGAGAGUGGCGGUAUACUAGUUGCAAUCGAAAGAGUCCCCAAGGGUCACGCACUUAUUUUUUACCGCGGAAAGAAUUACAGGAGGCCUAUUAACAUAAGGCCUAGAAAUCUCUUAACAAAGGCUAAGGCAUUGAAACGUGCAGUUGCAAUGCAACGCCAUGAAGCCCUCAGCCAGCAUAUAGAUCAACUGGAAUUCAAUAUGAAGCAAAUGAAGCGUGAUUUGGGCAUGGAGGACUACGAUGAAGAGGCCGAGGAUGCGUCAGAUUCAGAAAGUGAAGACGAUACAGCGGGCUAUGAUGAGUGUAUGUUUGGUGUGAAGCUUACAUCCAGAGAACUGCUCACAUCAAUAGGCUGCUGCAAGUCGAUCUCAUGA
Triticum turgidum subsp. durum (durum wheat) is the source of this 2154-nucleotide messenger RNA. NCBI's taxonomy places the organism in Eukaryota, Viridiplantae, Streptophyta, Magnoliopsida, Poales, Poaceae. The record is from the annotation of a GenBank genome assembly.